Messenger RNA from Gossypium arboreum, 528 nucleotides. RefSeq names its product tropomyosin-2-like. The record is from RefSeq and is a predicted model, not a curated record. Bases 1 to 528 code for a protein of 175 amino acids. NCBI's taxonomy places the organism in Eukaryota, Viridiplantae, Streptophyta, Magnoliopsida, Malvales, Malvaceae. The transcript has a single exon.
AUGGAGGAAUAUCUACAAAUGAUACCCUCGGAGCUUGAUAUCAUGAAGCAAGAAUUUAAGAGAAAGAAUUUGGAACUCGAAAAGAAGAUAGAAAAGCUUGAAGAGGAGAAGAUGUACCUAAGUCUAGAUGUCGACCUGCAAAAGAAUGAGGUUGAAAAGGUUAGGAAAGAAAAGAUGAAGGUUGAGGAAGACCGAGAUGAUUUAAAAGAAAAGUAUAAGAAGGCACAAGUAUCUUUGAAGCGAGUAGGGUUAGGAAGGUCUUUAGAACAAUGGCAGAAAGAAGUUCAAGAGGAAAAAGUUAGAGCCGAAUACUGGGAGAAGAAGUGCCAAGAAAUGCGGUCGCAAAAUUUGACAUUAGAGAGAGAGAAUAAAGGGCUGAAGACUAAGGUAACUAAGCUUGGAAGAUAUCUUCGUUGGCAUAGAAACCAUGAUCCUACGGUCGAGUUAGAAGAGCUAAAAAGUAAGGUUGAAGAUUUGGAAGCGGCAUUGCAUGGUAGUGAACUUCGGAUUGAGCAGUUCGAGGCGUAA